Messenger RNA from Ictalurus punctatus (channel catfish), 5598 nucleotides. RefSeq names its product NACHT, LRR and PYD domains-containing protein 3. Bases 176 to 3286 code for a protein of 1036 amino acids. Lineage: Eukaryota; Metazoa; Chordata; Actinopteri; Siluriformes; Ictaluridae. The record is from RefSeq and is a predicted model, not a curated record. The transcript is spliced from 12 exons. Gene Ontology annotation, molecular function: protein binding.
CCCCUCCCCCUCCACCUCUGCCGGAACUGGAAGAAGGUGAAAGUGAAAGUCAGCAGCUCCAUUUUGUGUCGAGGGGAAAAUAAACCAUUUCAGGAGUAAAAACACAGGUUUGAUUUAACACACCGAUGUUGGAGUGAAGUAAACGUGUGUCCUGCUGUAAUCUGGAGAAGGAGACAUGACCUCCAACAUGAGUGUGUCUGGAGAACAGGACUUAAAGAAAGACGAGAGAAUGAUUGAGGGAAAGAGAUCAGACUUACCAGAACCCAGCUGCGUCUCCAUGAAGAGUGACCGGUCAAUGAAACUUCCAAAUAACUUCAGAGACGGAGCCAGUUCUCCUGAUGUGAGACCACAAAAGAAGAAAUCAAACAUCAGCAGAAAUCAGCUGGACUCCAUAUUCAAGGAGCUGGAACACAAAGUCAUCACUCUGAUAAAGAAUGAGCUGAAGAGGUUUAGGAAGCUCCUGAGACCAGAUUACCCAGCAUGCACUGAGAGGGAGGUGGACAAUGAGGAGGAUCUGCACAGUGUCAGAGAGGGAGCGCUGAAGAUCAUACUGCAUAUCCUGAAGAACAUGCACCACACAGAUCUCGCUAACACACUGCUCAACAAGUUUGUGGCCUCUGUGUAUCAGACAGAGCUGAAAUCCAACCUGAGAGAGAAGUUUAUAAGAAUUAAUGAAGGAAUCUCACAGCAUGGAAGCUCAGCACUUCUGAAUGAGAUCUAUACAGAUCUCUACAUCACAGAGGGUUGGAGUGGAGACGUCAAUAAUGAACAUGAGGUGAGACAGAUUGAGACAGCGUCCAGGAGACCAGCAACACAGGAGACACCCAUCAAAUGUAACGAGCUCUUUAAAGACAAGUCCAUCAGAAGAGUGCUGACUAAAGGAGUUGCUGGAAUUGGAAAAACAGUCUCUGUGCAGAAGUUCAUUCUGGACUGGGCUGAAGGAAAAGCAAAUCAGGACGUCACCUUCAUGUUUCCAUUUCCCUUUCGAGAGCUGAAUCUGAUGAAGCAGAGAAAUCUCAGUCUGAUGGAGCUUCUUCAUCACUUUUUCCCAGAGAUGAGAGAACUAGAAUUACUACACUCCUACACAGUGGUGUUGAUCUUUGAUGGUCUGGAUGAGUGUCGACUUCCUCUAAAUUUCCAGAAGAAUGAGAGAUUGUGUGAUGUGACAGAGCCAGCCUCGGUGGAUGUGCUGCUGACAAACCUCAUCAAGGGGAAUCUGCUUCCCUCUGCUCUCCUCUGGAUAACCUCUCGACCAGGAGCAGCCAAUCAGAUCCCUCCUGAGUGUGUAGACCAGGUGACAGAGGUACGAGGCUUCAGUGAUCCUCAGAAAGAGGAGUACUUCAGGAAGAGGAUCAGUGAUCAGAGCCUGGCCAAUAAAAUCAUCACACGCAUGAAGUCUUCAAGAAGCCUCUACAUCAUGUGCCACAUCCCAGUCUUCUGCUGGAUCUCAGCCACUGUUCUAGAGAGAAUGUUGGGUGAAGCAGAGAGUGGAGAGGUCCCCAAGACUCUGACUCAAAUGUUCACACACUUCCUGAUCUUUCAGAUCAAACACAAGGACCAAAAGUACCAUCAGAAAUGUGACCCUGAUCCUCAGCAGACCAGAGAGAGUAUCCUGGCACUGGGGAAACUGGCUUUCCAACAGCUGGAGAAAGGAAACCUGAUCUUCUAUGAGGAAGACCUGAGAGAGUGUGGCAUUGAUGUUGGAGAAGUGGCAGUGUACUCGGGAGUGUGUACCCAAAUCUUCAGAGAGGAGUUUGGGCUUCACCUGGGGAAGGUGUUCAGCUUUGUACAUCUGAGUGUUCAGGAGUUUCUGGCUGCUUUAUACACAUUUCUCCGCUUUAUUUUUAGAAAGACAAAUGUGUUAGUGGAGCAACGCAUUGGACUUUUCCAUUUCUUCAGCAAGUCAACCAUGUCUGAUCUCCUCAGGAGUGCAGUGGACAAGGCCUUACAGAGUGAGAAUGGACACCUGGACCUGUUCCUCCGCUUCCUUCUGGGUCUCUCACUGGAGUCCAAUCAGGCUCUCUUACGAGGCUUAAUGCCACAGACAGGAAGCUGCUCUCACAGCAAACAGGAAACAGUCGAGUACAUCAAGGAGAAGAUCAGGUACAAUGCAUCUCCAGAGAAAUCCAUCAAUCUGUUCCACUGUCUGAAUGAACUGAAUGAUCAUUCUCUAGUGCAGGAAGUACAGACUUACCUGAACAGAGAAGGUAACAGUCGUCUCAGUGGAACCAGACUCUCUCCUGCUCAGUGGUCAGCUCUGGUGUUUGUGUUACUGAACUCAGAUCAGGAGCUGGAUGAGUUUGAUUUGAGGAAAUAUGACCCAUCAGAGGAAUGUCUUCUGAAGCUGCUGCCAGUGGUCAAAGCCUCCAGAAAAGCUGAGCUGUGGGAGUGUAAUCUGACAGAGGAAAGUUGUAGAGUUCUGUCCUCAGUUCUCAGCUCAAACUCCUCCAGACUGAGAGAACUGAACCUGAGACACAAUAACCUGCAGGAUUCAGGAGUGAAGCUGCUCUCUGCUGGACUGGAGAAUCCACAAUGUAUAAUGGAGACACUGAGUCUGUGGAGGUGUAAUCUGACAAAGGAAAGCUGUAGAGUUCUGUCCUCAGUUCUCAGCUCAAACUCCUCCAGACUGAGAAUAUUGAACCUGAGUGACAAUGAACUACAGGAUUCAGGAGUGAAGCUGCUCUCUGCUGGACUGAAGAAUCCACAAUGUACACUGGAGACACUGAGUCUGUGGGGGUGUAAUAUGACAAAGGAAAGCUGUAGAGUUCUGUCCUCAGUUCUCAGCUCAAACUCCUCCAGACUGAGAGAACUGAACCUGAGUCACAAUAACCUACAGGAUUCGGGAGUGAAGCUGCUCUCUGCUGGACUGAAGAAUCCACAAUGUACACUGGAGACACUGAGCCUGUGUGUGUGUAAUCUGACAAAAGAAAGCUGUAGAGUUCUGUCCUCAGUUCUCAGCUCAAACUCCUCCAGACUGAGAGAACUGGACCUGAGUAACAAUAACCUGCAGGAUUCAGGAGUGAAGCUGCUCUCUGCUGAACUGGAGAAUCCACACUGUACACUGGAGAUACUGAGGAUGUAUAACUGCAGUAUUACAGAUGAAGGUUGUGCUGCUCUGGGUUCAGCUCUAAGGUCAAACUCAUCACACCUGAGAGAACUGGAUCUGAACAGUAAUAAUCCAGGAGAAUCAGGAGUGAAGCUGAUCUCUGAUCUACUGAAGGAUCCACACUGUAAACUGGAGACAUUAUACAUUAACUAUAAUAAAUUCACCAGGACAGGCGUAUGACAGGAGUCUCACCUCAAACCUCUUCUCCAGGAUAAAGCAGUUUUGGUGAAGAGUUAGAACCCGUCCCACAUUUCCAGCAGUUUGGGAGCUGAAUCAUUAAACGUAAAGGGACAGAGCAGAUACAAAGUCAAGAACAGGCAGAAGGUCAUACACAGGAGAAAUCAACACACGUAACAAAAUAUCUGCUGUACAAAACAAUGGCAACGAUCUGCCCCAGGGAUGGAGACUGAUGAGGCUUAAGUACACGUCUGGAAAUGUACAGUCGACUGAUCCCAAAGCACGAGGCAGGAGCAGGCAUGGUAAUGGUAAAUGGUCUGCACUUAUAUAGCGCUUUUUUAACGGUAGUGGUUCCAAAGCGCUUUACACUAUUUCACAUUCAUGAGGUUUGUGCCAAAGAAUAGAUGUGAAAAUACAGUGGAAAAUUUCCCUUGCAACCUGCCAACCGUUGCUGUGACAUGAAUAUAGUGUCUUGGUCAACCCAGGAGAUGAUUUAGAAAAUUGCCUAUGCAACAGUGUGUGUUCAGCAUGCAUGGAGGCACUGGUUCUGUACACAGUGUUGCAUGAAAUAAGACCAGAAAAACACAAAUCAAUACGCGCAUCUCUCUAAUGGCCUGAUGAGGUCCAUGUCAGUUGUUUUCAGCUGGGACCUUGAAUAAAGGUAAUGGGCACAAUGGUGCUAUUGGGGUGGCCAGUGGAUUUGCAGCUGAAAUUAGUAGCCUGGUAAGAAUUGCUUCUACAGCUCCUCUUUGAUGCACCAGUCGACUUAAGACUACCCCUAUGAGUUGAUGUUUGGCCAAAAACCUAAGCUACCAGUGGAUAGUUUGCUUGAUGGUAGUAAAGAAGAUGGUGCCCAUUCAGAUUGUGUGGACCAACAGCAAAAGUUUUUGACCUCCAUUUAUACCAGUUCCCGAAGGCACUUGGAGACUGGUCAUUCACCAUAGGACCAAUUGCCCUGACUCAGUAGCAAUACUACCCCCUGGCACUUUAGUGUAUUGUAAGAAUCAUUUUCAUGCUUGCCGUAAGACUCAGGAUGUCUGGCGCUCCAUUGUGUUUGAGAUUGUGGCCUACAUUGAUGAAGUGGGAACGCUGUAUAAGAUCAGACCACAUGGAGAAGAUGGACCCAUUAAAACUGUCCAUUGCUUAGAACUUAAACCUGUUCUUACCUGGCAACAAUAUACCAGGUUAACCAAUGGGUCAGGUCUACUGGCCCUUUCCAUCCCCAGGAGUGAGUCAAGCCAGAAGGACCUAGAAUUGGAGAUUAUUCACAAGUGGCCAUAGUCCACACGAGAACGGGUGUAAGGAACUCUGAGGGUCAAGUCCAUGUUGAUUCUAGUUCUCAGCCCUCAGUGCUUCAGUCUAGUCCAACAGGGGUACAAAAUGAUUAUAGUUUCAUCUUUAGCGUCUCAACCCCAGGUGACCACACGAGCGCAAGAGUUGAAUUUAGAAACUUCUCUAGAUCUUCAUAUAGCUCAGUCAGUUGAUCAGUCAGGAAUGGGUUUAGUUUCGAGGACAUCCUUUAGGUGUUCUACUCAUGGGACUCUCAUUGUUCACCGGGAUGGUAACCAUUAAAGGUUAUGGUGAAUUUGGCAAAGUUGGUUGGAGGCGCUGUUGCGCAUGCCCACUAGAGGGUGCACUGAUUCGUUAUACACAUCACUUCCUGUCUAUAGAACUAUGUCCAGUGCUUGAAUCCUUUGCUACACUGUGAUUGUUGGUUGCUGGAAGAACAAGUUCUGUUGACAGCAAAUGUGUGUUAUAAAUGUGCCAACGCCAUUUAUACCUACCUGGACAGGCUAUUAUUUCAGGGGCUUGUAGCGUGUGGUCAUAAUUUGUCUGCAUUGCAGUGAUUAUGUGUUGGUGUGAAGAUGGAAACAAAACCCAACAAUACCAUCAAACCCAUAUGUGCUUGUUGAAUAUCCCAUUACAGAUUUAGUCCCCCUUUGCUGUUAUUAUAACCUCCACAUUCUAGGUAAUCUUUCCACUUUAUUUUGGGAUUUGUGUAUUUGAGAAUGCAUUUCACCUCCUGCAGAAGAGACUAAAGGGGGAAACCCCUCAAAACAAACAACAAUUGAAAGAAGCUGUGGUAAAAGCCUGGAAAAGCACCACAAAAGAAGAGUGUAACAAUUUGGGAUGUCAGUGGAUUGGUGCUUGAUUAUUUAGUGCAAGGAAGGGAUAUGCAACCUUAUUUACUAGUCUUAUUUACUUUGAUUUCCUUGAAGACUAUCUGUUCCAAUAUUUUUGCUCACUACAAAAAUGUUCUAAGCUGCUUAACACAUCUAGAUGUGUAUGUCAGGAAAUUAAAGCUUCAAUUUUGA